This is a messenger RNA of Elgaria multicarinata webbii, 732 nucleotides long. Its product is annotated as CMT1A duplicated region transcript 4 protein homolog. The record is from RefSeq and is a predicted model, not a curated record. The transcript has 3 exons. Bases 160 to 732 code for a protein of 190 amino acids. Lineage: Eukaryota; Metazoa; Chordata; Lepidosauria; Squamata; Anguidae.
AUUACGUGCACAGCUUCAGCACAGCAACCCUAUAGCAACACUGUUUAUUGGCAGGCACAGGCGACUCUUUUUCCAAACUGCACCUCGCCUCUGCAGCGAAAGAGGCAGAAAUGUAUCGUGUUUGCUGUGUCUCAUCCUGUGUAUUAUUAAGACCAACAAAUGGAUAUUUUCUUAAAGGAUAUCCUAGAGCCUUCUCAGAGGGACAUCUUCAACCUGUUGACCCAGAUGAAAACAACCAUGGCAGUCCCCUUUCACAACUCAAUGAAAGACCGGUUUUUGCUGACAGGCAAUAUUGGCAUCCCACCCCAUCUGAUCCACAGCUGCCAGUGGCCGGCCUACACCACUCACACAUCGCCCGUGGUCAAGAUGCUUGUGGAGCUGGACAAGUUAAGAAUUGCCAAAUUCCUGGGAAGACAACAGGUGAGCAGUCCAGGACCCCACAGGAGUGAGAGCAUCCAGGCUCACAUAACCCAGAAGAAAUACAUCCGUGGGUCUCAGGAAGCAGGUGUGGCUGCAGAACCAAGUCCAGCACUGUCACAAUUCAGCAUGAUUGUUAGUCCCUUUGGCUUUAGUGAUGUCUCACCAAAGAGUUAUAGUGGCUUUGGGGUGCCAAGCAGCUUUUCACCAGUGGGAUCUUCAGCUACAGAGCUGAUGGAUAUUGGAAAUGAGAGCCAAAUUAGGAUGGUUUAUAGCUUCCGUGUUCAGAAGAACAGUAACUUUGGUGGUAAUUAA